UGAACACGCGAACAAUGCGACCGCUCACGUGGAAGUUUCGCCGUCGUUCCCGGAGCAGGGAUAAUUACGCGCGCCCUCUCUCGCUUCCGCCUAAGCGUGGAGAGUCGGGGACCCCCCCUCCUCCUCCAACCCCAGGAGCGACCUGGGCACAGACGCCACGCCGCGGGGCAGCUGCUGCCGCCUGCAGCGCAUUGUUCAUCCACGGGUUCGUCAAGUCGAUCAUCACGGUCCGCACGAGGUUGUUUUGACCGUGCCCGACUACGUUGCUCAGUUCGGGUUGGUGAAUUUCGGGGGUUGGUGAAUUUCGGGGGUUGGCGCAUUCGCGCACAUUAUUUAUUUCCAUUUAGAAAAAAAAGAUUGCUGGGCACAGAUCCAAAUCGUCAGCGGCCAGUCACAAUCGGCUCUCGUCAAGUUGUACUCGGUAAGAAUGCAAUACAGUCGAGGAGUUUUUAAAUGAGCGAGGCGAUGGCUUUACGAGCUUGGGAGAGAGAGACGAUGGGAGGAGGAAAUUCCGCCGUGGAGCAGAGCGAGGGAAGAAGAAGCCGCAGGGUGAGAAGAGACGCCGGUCGACACUGACGUCAACCGUUACCGGGAAUUCAGCUCAAGUGCGCGGGGGUCCGCGGCUCCCAAUCAUCACUAAUAAAACUGCGUUAAACUAUUGCCCCACAUUAAACCUUAACCCGUGUAAGGUUACGAUGUCCUAUAACUUGCACAACCUUUAUAUGGGACACUGGCCUCGAUCUCGCCGCGAUGUGGUGGCGCGCGUGGGUUUUGCUGUGACCUCGACACCCAAAACCCACCCAACACGUGCCCCCAGACCGGCCCGUCCUGCCGGUCCCGCCCUGCCGGGUUCGGUCUGCGGAACUCUCACAACACGGAAGGCAUCGCGCGCAGUCACUCACUCACUCGUCGGCCUCCCGUCUCCCUCCACUCCUCCGCUGUGACUCGGUCGACCCUCGACGACUCCUGGAACUUGGCCGCGAGUCGUGGAACGCGACGAGCCUCGUGCGGUGUGGCCCGUUCGGAAGGGCCGGAAGAGGACCGUGAAGUGGUGAUGUUCACGCACCGGUGGUGUGAGGGUGACGGUGGUGAGGGUCACACACGGUGGUGAUGGUCACACACGGUGGUGAGGGUGUCUCAGUGGUGAGGGUGACACAGUGGUGAUGCUCACGCACCGGUGGUGUGAGGGUGACAGUGGUGAGGGUCACACGGUGGUGAGGGUGACUCAGUGGUGAGGCCGACUCGGUGGUGAGGGUCACUCCGUGGUGUCGGUCAGUCACUGAACCAUGCCGGGAGACGACGACCUCUCCUGCCAAAUCUGCUGCGAGCAUUACGACGAGGACACUCACAGCCCGCGGAUUCUCGGCUGUUGCCUCUACAACCUCUGCCUGCAAUGCGCCAAGAACCUGGAGUCCGAGCAGGAGGGCUUCGUCGCCUGCCCCGCGUGCCGGACCGAGCACGACGUGGAGGGAGACGCGGAGAACCUCCCCGUCAACGAGCUCGUGCUCAGGAGGCUACGCGCCGCGCCACCGCCGGGAGGAGGAGGAGGGGACUUUGAUGCCGACGCGCCGGGAGUCGCCGCUCGGGGAUUUAUCGAGGGCGAUGAGUGGUCCGUCUACUCUGACGACGACGACUUGUACGAGGAACGUUUUGAACGUGCAGAUGUUGUGCCCCCACGGCGAUCCGCCAGCAUAAACAUUGACGACUACGACUUUUACGAGGAACCUUCCGAAAGUCCAGACAUUCUCGCCCCUCAAGGAUUCGUCAGCGGCGACAUUGACGACUACGACUUUUACGAGGAACGCGCAGAUGUCGUGGCCCCUGGGCGAUCCACCACCGUAACCACCGCGGGCCACGACUUUUACGAGGAACCUUCCGAAAGUCCAGACAUCCCGGCAGAGGUGCCCGCCGCGUCAGACCAAGAGGACACCGACGAGCAUCUCGCGCUGCCCACGUGUCCCCUGUGCGACUACCACUUCGACACGCUUCGGAAGCCCUGGGCCCUGGCGUGUCCCCACGUGCUGUGCGAGCCCUGCCUGAGCGCCAUGCACGGCUCGCGCUCGCCCUCCGGGGCCCGCAUCUCGUGCCCCGUGUGCGCGACCGAGACCGACGUGGCCCACGACUGGACCGCCUGCGUGACGCCGCGCGGCCACAGCGGCCGCCACCAGCGACCCCAGCCCGCGGCUCCGGACCCUCUCGGCCCGGCCGCCGCGGGGAACCCGGGCGCAGUGGUUGUCACGUCGGGGGCCGCGGACGAUGGGUCCGAGGGGAGUUUCUGGGCGCGGUGGUUGGCGACACUCCGGAGGUGGUGCUUCUGUCGCGCCCGGUAGCUGCAGCGCGAGUCAUCAUCGCGAUGAACACCACGAUCAUCGUCAUCAGCAGCAACAUCGGCACCACCAUCACCAGCUGUGUCAUCAUUACCAUCACCACCAUCAGCAGCAGUAUCAUCAUUACCAUCAGCAGCAGUAUCAUCAUUACCAUCACCAUCAGCAGCGUCAUCAUUACCAUCACCACCAUCAGCAGCAGUAUCAUCAUUACCAUCACCAUCAGCAGUAUCAUCAUUACCAUCACCACCAUCAGCAGCAGUGUCAUCAUUACUAUCACCACCAUCAGCAGCAGUAUCAUCAUUACCAUCACCACCAUCAGCAGCAGUGUCAUCAUUACCGUCACCUCCAUCAGCAGCAGUAUCAUCAUUACCAUCACCAUCAGCAGCAGUAUCAUCAUUACCAUCACCACCAUCAGCAGCAGUGUCAUCAUUACCAUCACCUCCAUCAGCAGCAGUGUCAUCAUUACCAUCACCACCAUCAGCAGCAGUGUCAUCAUUAUCAUCACCACCACCAUCAGCAGUGUCAUCAUUACCAUCACCUCCAUCAGCAGCAGUGUCAUCAUUACCAUCACCACCAUCAGCAGCAGUGUCAUCAUUAUCAUCACCACCACCAUCAGCAGUGUCAUCAUUACCAUCACCUCCAUCAGCAGCAGUAUCAUCAUUACCAUCACCACCAUCAGCAGCAGUCAUCAUUACCAUCACCUCCAUCAGCAAAGACAAAAUGCCGCCUUUAACUUGCUGUUGAGGCAAGGGCUGUCAGCGAGCAGAAAGAACGUGGCCGCCUGAGGCGCGCGCUCCCGAGGCGCGCUCACAGCAGCGGCUGGCGGGGCCGUUUGUGAGGGGGCCGGGGGGGGCGAAGGAGCCGACGUAGGGAGCCGAUGGAGCCGAGGGGGCCGAUGGAGCCGGAGGGGGGGGUGCCGACGGCGCGAGAAGAGGGAGCCGACACUGACUCACUCACACAUCACACACUGACUCACUCACACAUCACACACUGACUCACUCACACAUCACACACUGACACACUCACACAUCACACACUGACUCACUCACACAUCACACACUGAUUCACUCACACAUCACACACUGAUUCACUCACACAACAUGCACUGACUUGCUCAUCAUGCGCUUACUCACUCACACAUCAUACACUCGCACAACCACUGACCCAUUCACUCAUCAUACACUGACUCACUCAUCUUGCGCUAACUCACAUCAUACACUCACUCACACUGCCGCUGACUCGCUCACACAUCAUACACUCACUCACGCUGCCGCUGACUCACUCACACAUCAUACACUGACUCACUCAUCUUGCGCUAACACAUCAUACACUGAUUCGCACAUCAUACACUCACUCACGCUGCCGCUGACUCACUCACACAUCAUACACUCACGCUGCCGCUGACUCACUCACACAUCAUAUAUUCACUCACGCUGCCGCUGACUUACUCACACAUCAUACACUCACUCACGCUGCCAUUGACUCACUCACACAUCAUACACUCACUCACGCUGCCGCUGACUCGCUCACACAUCAUACACUCACUCACGCUGCCGCUGACUCGCUCACACAUCAUACACUCACUCACGCUGCCGCUGACUCACUCACACAUCAUACACUGACUCACGCUGCCGCUGACUCACUCACACAUCAUACACUCACUCACUCAUCAUACACUGACUCGCUCACACAUCAUACACUCACUCACUCAUCAUACACUGACUCACUCACACAUCAUACACUCACUCACGCUGCCGCUGACUCGCUCAAACAUCAUACACUCACUCACGCUGCCGCUGACUCACUCACACAUCAUACACUCACUCACGCUGCCAUUGACUCACUCACACUUCAUACACUCACGCUGCCGCUGACUCGCUCACACAUCAUACACUCACUCAUCAUACGCUGACUCACUCACACAUCAUACACUCACUCACGCUGCCGCUGACUCGCUCACACAUCAUACACUCACUCACUCAUCAUACACUGACUCGCUUACACAUCAUACACUCACUCACGCUGCCGCUGACUCACUCACACAUCAUACACUCACUCACGCUGCCGCUGACUCGCUCACACAUCAUACACUUACUCACGCUGCCGCUGACUCACUCACACAUCAUACACUCACUCACGCUGCCGCUGACUCGCUCACACAUCAUACACUCACUCACUCAUCAUACACUGACUCGCUUACACAUCAUACACUCACUCACGCUGCCGCUGACUCACUCACACAUCAUACACUCACUCACGCUGCCGCUGACUCGCUCACACAUCAUACACUGACUCGCUCAUCAUGCGCUGACUCACUCACACAUCAUACACUGGGAGUGUCGUGCUGCCAGCUAUGGCUGCAGGUUUUGUCGUACGUGUUAUGUAUAUAUCGUUUAUUGUUACAUUUUUUAAUCACAGUUCCUAUGAUUAUUGUUGUUACAUUGUUUUUAUAGCUUUAUUUUGAUGAUUCGAAAACAUAUGGUUCAUCUAAAUUGUCUUAUUGUUGUUGUUGUUGGCUUGUACCACAUUGUGAUUUUUGCACACAGGAGUUUUAAUACGGAUUUUUUUGUGCAAUAUUUGCUGGUUUAUUCCAGGAUGUUUCUGUUGCGCGUCGUCGCUUUAAGAUGUUCUGUGUUCAUAUUUUGUUUGUUGCGGUUGCACCCGACUCAAGAGCCGCAUGGCUCACAGGGCUACACCUAAUAAAUGAAACUUGAAGCUUGA
Messenger RNA from Lethenteron reissneri (Far Eastern brook lamprey), 5048 nucleotides. RefSeq lists its product as uncharacterized. Gene Ontology annotation, biological process: protein ubiquitination. Gene Ontology annotation, molecular function: ubiquitin protein ligase activity. NCBI's taxonomy places the organism in Eukaryota, Metazoa, Chordata, Hyperoartia, Petromyzontiformes, Petromyzontidae. The record is from RefSeq and is a predicted model, not a curated record.